Euleptes europaea (tarantolino) is the source of this 1441-nucleotide messenger RNA. RefSeq names its product Sp6 transcription factor (gene SP6). The record is from RefSeq and is a predicted model, not a curated record. The transcript has a single exon. Gene Ontology annotation, molecular function: RNA polymerase II cis-regulatory region sequence-specific DNA binding; DNA-binding transcription factor activity, RNA polymerase II-specific. Gene Ontology annotation, biological process: regulation of transcription by RNA polymerase II. NCBI's taxonomy places the organism in Eukaryota, Metazoa, Chordata, Lepidosauria, Squamata, Sphaerodactylidae. Bases 33 to 1136 code for a protein of 367 amino acids.
UCUGAAAACUCACGCACCACUGGAGUUUGGCAAUGCUUACAGCCGUCUGUGGUUCUCUUGGCAACCAGUGCUCAGAGACACCCCGUUCCUCCCCAACCCACCUGGAGCUACAGCCGUUGCAAACCUACCAGCCCCAUACCAGCCCUGAGAGCGGGGGAGACUUCCCAUCCCCUCUGCAGCCCACGGAACUCCAGCACCUGCCUCUAGCUGGGCCCGACACCGAGUUUUUGGCCAACACUGGUUACGAGCUGCAUGGGUCUCCGAGGUUAGACCUGGACGGAGACAGCCAGCUGGCCCCCGGCUCGUACUCCAAGCUCCUACAGGCAGCACCGGAUAUGUCUCACCACUAUGAACCCUGGUUCAGGCCUACACAUCCUAGCAACGCCACUGAAGACAGUGGCGUCAAUCCGUGGUGGGAUCUCCAUGCUGGAUCUAGUUGGAUGGAUCUUCAGAGUGGUCUCCAACCACCAGGCCACACGGGUGGACUUCAGCCAGCCCUGGGUGGCUAUGGCUCUGCAGAACAUCAACUCUGUGGCCCACCUCACCACCUCUUGCAAUCGGCACCACACCUCAUGGGCCAGGAAGGGGUCAAGCCCCUGGAUUCUACUCAGGAGCCUCAUCCUCUGGAGCAAGCCGGGGAUGGUAGUGGUAGGCCAAAGAGCUCAAGGCGUUCAGUGACCCGAAGUUCUGGUCAGGCUGCAUGCCGGUGCCCCAACUGCCAGGAGGCUGAGAGGAUAGGGCAGUGCCCCGACAACUCCAAGAAGAAGCACCUCCAUAACUGCCAUAUUCCCGGCUGUGGCAAGGCCUAUGCCAAGACGUCGCACUUGAAAGCUCACCUGAGGUGGCACAGCGGCGACCGGCCCUUCGUCUGCAACUGGCUCUUCUGCGGGAAACGCUUCACCCGCUCCGACGAGCUGCAGAGGCACCUUCAGACCCACACGGGAACCAAGAAAUUCACCUGCCCUGUUUGUAGCCGGGUCUUCAUGAGGAGCGACCACCUCAGUAAGCACAUGAAGACGCACGAUGGGGCCAAGGAGGAAACUGAAGGGGACGGCAAAGCUGGGACAGAGCCUCCUGCCAAAGUCAAACGGGAGCCUGACGGAAGCUCUACGAGUGCCACUUCCCAACCCAACUGAGCCUUUCUUCCUCAGCGAGGAUAUCCCCUCCCCCCGUCUUCCCAUAACGGCCCCUCGUGGCCUAUUGACUUGUCUACUUUGCUCAGGGCUCUGGGGGGCGGGUUGUCACACCCUAUGGGCCGGAAUGAGACUCUGUCCUUGAAAUGAGAAGUUAUUUAUUCUCUGGGAGGAAAGUAUGAUGUUGUUAGGAAGGGCCAAGCCCUUGAGCAGCUUUGGGGAGGGUCUUCACAUUGAGUGUGUCUUUGGGGAGUAUGGGAGGGAUGCUUUCUGAAGGAUCAUUGCUGAAGUAGAUUGGGUUAAAUGGG